AUUAAGUUUAGUUUGUAAAUUGUAAGCAGUUUUUAAAUCAGCCUAUUGUUGUAUCUAUAAAUACAAAGAGUUGAUAGGAGAAACAUCCAGCAAACAAAUUUCGUAGAAACCUUACCCUAAUUCUUCCAUUAAUCAGAACCUAUUUCCAGCUAAUUAAAUAUGGCUCUCAUGCAAUCCCUUUUGUCUUUUUCUUCUUCUUCUUCCUCAUCAGGAUUGAAAAUGUCUACCCUCAAGUCAGUUACGGAUCUCAUCCCCACUCAUAAUCUUCCCAACUGGCUAACCCAUGAUGAUCUUUCACCCGGUCCAAAAAUCCAUGGUACUAAGCUCCGGGUAGCUCACUUAGGCGUUCCGGGUUCUUACAGCGAAGCCGCCGCCGGUAAAGCUUAUCCCAACAGCGUACCUCUACCUUGCAAACAAUUUGAAGCUGCAUUUGAAGCGGUCGAGCUCCGCAUCGCCGAUCGAGCCGUCGUACCGGUUGAGAACUCUCUCGGCGGCUCGAUCCACGAAAACUACGACCUCCUGCUCCGGCACCGCCUCCACAUUGUCGGGGAAGUCCUACUCCGAGUUCGCCACUCUUUACUAGCCCUUCCCGGCGUCCGAAAAGAGCACCUCCGCCGCGUACUCAGCCAUCCCCAAGCACUCUCUCAGUGUGAACACACGCUCACCUCCCAAAUGGGACCCAACGUGAGGAGGGAGGCGUUUGACAGCACGGCCGGAGCGGCCGAAUUCGUGGCCGCGAACAACCUCCGGGACACCGCCGCGAUUGCAUCGGCGCACGCUGCCGAGCUGUACGGACUACAAGUCUUGGAAGAUGGAAUGGAAGACGAUUCCGGUAACUUGACGAGGUUCUUGAUUCUGGCGAGGGAGCCGUUUAUCCCUCGAACCGGCCGGCGGUUCAAGACGAGUAUCGUGUUCGCCGGCAACGACAGAGAAGGACCGGGCGUUCUUUUCAAGGUUUUAUCGGCGUUCGGGCUCCGGAACAUCGGGUUGACGAAAAUCGAGUCGCGGCCGCAUCGUAGUCGGCCGAUUCGGGUGCUGGACGUAGCCGAGGACGACAUCCUCCGUACUGCCAAGUAUUUCGAGUACAUAUUCUAUGUGGAUUUUGAGGCUUCAAUGGCGGAAGUUAGGGCACAAAAUGCCUUGGCAGAAGUUCAGGAGUUCACGUCUUUCUUGAGGGUUUUAGGAAGUUAUCCGAUGGAUAUAUGACCCCAAGGUUCCCCUUCUAUUCCCAUUUCCAAUUGGUUAAUAUAUUUAUUUCCUUUCCGAAAAAUGGGAAAUUGGAAGGUUUAGUUUGAAUUUUUCACUUGUAUAUUUUGUGCUAAAAAUAAAAAAUUUAAACCGAACAUUUACUUGGAGAAAGAUGUAUAUUUUUAUAUUAUGAAUAAAGUUUGGGAGUUUUCAGUGAAUUUGGAACUCAAAUACAAGAAUUCUAUGGGGAAGGAGAAUACUUGCGGGAAAUGCAUGGAAUAUAUGGAGGGAAUAUAUUUCUUGACUACAUUAACACAAUAAGACGUUAAAAUGGACGAAAUAUGAACUGAUAUUACCUUCUAAUUUUUUCUUCUCCCCCUCGGUUCUAAUAGGAGGCCUAUAAUUCUCAAUUUUGGUGAGAGCAAUAGAUGUUUUUCUCUCACAUCAUAAGCCAAACCGGUAUUGAUAGCCCACCUAUAAUGAAAAGGCAAUGUAUUGUGAUGUAAGGAGGGAUCCAGUAUCCAAUAUUAUGUAGUAAUAACAGCGAAGAAAAAUAUUCUCCAGUGCUUUUAGACGUACGUGCUGAGCUCCACAUUUUCACUGAGCUGCAAAAUAUUGUUUUUUCUCAUGUAUACUAGUGCUCUCGUCAACGG
This is a messenger RNA of Oldenlandia corymbosa var. corymbosa, 1841 nucleotides long. The record is from the annotation of a GenBank genome assembly. Lineage: Eukaryota; Viridiplantae; Streptophyta; Magnoliopsida; Gentianales; Rubiaceae.